AUGGUAAAACUGUUUCAAAGUAAACCAGAGAAUAGAACUUUUGUGGUGGACUCUGAAAUAUUACCUCAAGAAUAUUAUCCAUUAAAAGAAUCUAACAUUCAAACAGUACUCAAAGAAACUGACUCUGAGGCAAGCGCGACAGAAAAUAAUGUAAUCAUUGAGUGUCCAAAAGAUAUUGUUGAUGAAUUUGGCAUUAGCGGCGAUGAUGACGAGACUUUAUUGCCUCAAGCAGGGCCUUUGGGCGUAACAUGUAAUAAUAUUCAGAAUUAUAAGGGGCUAUCAGAACAUUCUUAUACUAUUCUAGCUCAUGAAAUGGCGAGACAAAAAUAUUAUACUGAAGAGGAAUCACGUAGAAUUUUACAGGAAAGUGACAAUACUAGUGAUGAAAUUGAGAUAAGUGAUAGUGAAUCUGAAAAUACCGACACUGUCGAAGAACAACAGACAGUUCUAGAUGAAAUUACAGUACUUGAAAAUGAAGGGGAAAAUGCAACUUUUGUGCCAGUUGGGAAAAUACUAAAGUCGAAAUCGGGAUAUGAAUGGAAAACACAACCACUUGCAUCUACAAGGGGCAGAGCUCAUAAUAUAGUUAAUUCUCGUGAAGAUAUUUUCCAAUCUCAACCUCAACGAGAAGUUCUAAGCGAACUUCCAACUCCUACAGCAAAUUAUCUAUCAGAAGAAACUGAUAUUGACCUAAUAACUGACAACUUGGAAGCAAAUUGUUCCAACGCUUACGAAGUCAAGGCCCAACCACCCAACAAGGAAGUUGUUACACAAAAGAAUACUGUAGUUAUCACUAGAGCAUCGUCAGUGUCAGUGCCUAAGAAGUCAGUGAGAAAAGGGAGUCCUUUUAGCAGGGGUAUCCAUAAAAAAUAA
Molecule: messenger RNA, 873 nt
Organism: Psylliodes chrysocephalus
Lineage: Eukaryota; Metazoa; Arthropoda; Insecta; Coleoptera; Chrysomelidae
Source: the annotation of a GenBank genome assembly